Hibiscus syriacus is the source of this 555-nucleotide messenger RNA. Its product is annotated as ethylene-responsive transcription factor ERF021-like. Bases 1 to 555 code for a protein of 184 amino acids. Gene Ontology annotation, molecular function: DNA binding; DNA-binding transcription factor activity. The record is from RefSeq and is a predicted model, not a curated record. Gene Ontology annotation, biological process: regulation of DNA-templated transcription. NCBI's taxonomy places the organism in Eukaryota, Viridiplantae, Streptophyta, Magnoliopsida, Malvales, Malvaceae. The transcript has a single exon.
AUGGAAGGGAAGAAGAGUAGCGGCGGCAGCAGCACUACCCGGGGAGGCUUAUCUUCGAGCUACAGGGGCGUUCGUAAGCGCAAAUGGGGGAAAUGGGUAUCUGAAAUCCGCGAGCCCGGAAAAAAGACGAGAAUCUGGUUAGGCAGCUUCGACACACCCGAAAUGGCGGCCGCAGCCUACGACGUGGCCGCGCUACACUUCAGGGGUCGCGAAGCACGUCUUAACUUCCCUGAAUUGGUCACUUCUCUUCCGAAGCCACUGAGUUCCAAUGCCGAUGAUAUCCGAAUGGCAGCUAACGAGGCGGCCUUGGUGGUGAAGACUAAUGCGGCCCAACCAGACGUCGCCAGCAGCUCCAGUGCCGCCGUCGGGCCUGUGACGGUCAGGCUGAGUCAGAGCCAGAUUCAGGCCAUCAACGAGUCGCCUCUGGACUCUCCCACGAUGUGGAUGCAAAUGUCGGAGGCAUUGAUGAUGGAUGAGUCGAUGAUGUUUCCCAAUGAGAACGAGGAGACCGAUCAGUGGGAUGACAUGCAGAGUGAUUCCCUAUGGGAUCCUUAG